AUGUGUCCUAAAGAUUAUUUAAAUGAACAAAUGAAAUUACUAAAACAAAAAGAACUUCAUCAAUUACGAAAAGAAAAAGAAGCUACAUUGGCUAAAUUAAAUGAAACAAAAGGACAGAAAAAAACUUGGAACGAACAAAGAAUUCCUACACAAAGAUAUCGUCAUAUUUUUAUUAAACUAUCUGAAAAAAAUACUUUAUUACAAGAAAUAUUAACUGCUGAACGAAUGAAUGCAGAUGAUAUUCAAUUUUGUUCUGAAUGUCAUGUAGCAAUCGAAAAGAACGGUGGUUGUUCACAUAUGCAAUGUAAACGAUGUAAUUUCGAUUUUACGUGGCAAACAAAACAAGAACCAACACAAACAGUUAUUACUCCUUAUUUGGAACGUAAUGAUUCCACAAAAAUUGAAUCUAUAAAAGAAGAACUCAACAAAGUAGCAUAUUUAGUCGAUACUUCUGUAGAAGAAAAACCAAAACAACAUAAAGAUAUACCUUCUGAUCAAGCACAUGAACAAGAAGAACAGAAAGAUGACGACGAUUUGAGUAUCUUAAUUGAUGAUGAAUCAACUAUUGGUUCAGUUAUACUCAACCGAGUGAUAACAUGUCCGAAUGAAGCAUGUAGAAAGACUAAUGUAAAGGUUACUCAAGAUAACUGGAUGGUAUGCAGUGCAUGUAUGGAACAAUUUUGUUUUUUAUGUGGAUCUGGUGUAAAUGGAAUAAAAUAUUUUGAGAAAAUAUGUGUAAGAACUACCCCAGUUUAA
Messenger RNA from Rotaria sp. Silwood2, 756 nucleotides. The record is from the annotation of a GenBank genome assembly. NCBI's taxonomy places the organism in Eukaryota, Metazoa, Rotifera, Eurotatoria, Philodinida, Philodinidae.